CUUUAUGUUACUACAAACUGCAAGCUUUGGUGCUGACUACGCUUCACACAACUAACUACUUGGACCUGCGUUACAGGCUGUCGGUUUGGCUGGCGCAUUCUUCAAAACGAUAAGUCAAAACUAUAUAUAUACGGAUUGGAUGGCGCCAAGAACCUACGUCUCCAGAGAGUCCUUGACUUCGCUGCAAACUCAAUAUAACAUCUGCAAAGCCCACUCCUUCAUACAUCUUCAAUACAGCAUCACAUCAAUUUUCUAUAAAGUCUUUCCCAGAUCAACCGACCCACAAUCAUCUUCUUCGAUUAAUCUUUCUCCGUCUUCCAACACACCGCCAAAGAUGCUAGACAAAUGUAUACAGGAGCCAGGCACACUCAACAUUGACGUCAGAAAUAUAGAUUACUUGAACCAUAAGUUCUCAUACGAGUGCAAAGUCUGCAAAAUUGUGUACGAAGCCCACGGGUAACUGCUGACGAUGAUCCGCUGACCGCCACCGAGAACUGGACACUCGUAGAGGACUCUUCGGCUCCAGCCCCGUACUGAGUGGCCCCCACGCAUUUCCACCGACCCAGGGAUAUUUAUUGACCUACCAGUCUAGAUCCAUGGUGUUCUGCCCUUCCGCAAGUUUUGCCGAACCUAUAGGCCUAUACAAAUCCAAAUGUGUCACUGCUUUCCUCGUAGGUAUUCAUGUUAUCUAUAUACAUAAAAUAUUCCA
Messenger RNA from Homalodisca vitripennis (glassy-winged sharpshooter), 709 nucleotides. RefSeq lists its product as uncharacterized. Bases 140 to 460 code for a protein of 106 amino acids. NCBI's taxonomy places the organism in Eukaryota, Metazoa, Arthropoda, Insecta, Hemiptera, Cicadellidae. The transcript is spliced from 5 exons. The record is from RefSeq and is a predicted model, not a curated record.